AACUUAAAAGGAAGCUGAAUAUUCUGACUCGUCCUAGUGGCAUUUCAGUGGACAAUGCUAAAUUUGAUGGACCUUUGUUACAGAUUUUAUUUAUGAACAAUGUAAUUUCUAAACGGUAUCAUCAAGAAAUUGAAGAUUUUGUUUUUAAUUUAGUUCAGAAAUACGAAGAGCAGAAGAGAGGUGAACAAGAAAAAACGCACUUCAAUGUUAAACCACAGCCCUCCAGUGUUCUUUUGGAAGAAGACUGUAAAACAGCAAGCUCGAAUUCUGUUAAAAAAAUUAAAGAAGCUUUUAGUGUUGUAGGAAGUGUUCUGUAUUUUACCAAUUUUUGUCUCGAUAAACUGGGACAGCCUAUAUUAAAUGAGAAUCCACAGCUGACAGAAGGAUGGGAAAUACCUAAAUAUCAGCAAGUUUUCAGCCAGAUUCUCUCCCUAGAAGGACAAGAAAUACAAGUAAAACCAAAAAGGCCAAAACCGCAUUGUUUCAAUUGUGAUUCUGAAGACCAUCAAAUGAAAGACUGUCCAAAGCCACGAAAUGCAGCUCGUAUAAGUGAGAAGAGAAAGGAGUUUAUGGAAGCUUGUGGUGAAGCGAGCAAUCAGAAUUUUCAGCAGCGUUAUCAUGCAGAAGAAGUAGAAGAGAGGUUUGGAAAAUUUAAACCAGGAGUGAUUAGUGGGGAACUUCAAGAAGCACUUGGUGUCACAGAUAAGAGUCUUCCUCCGUUUAUAUAUCGCAUGCGUCAGCUGGGUUAUCCUCCAGGUUGGCUGAAGGAGGCUGAAAUGGAGUACUCAGGGCUUGCACUUUACGAUGGAAAAGAUGAUGGUGGAACAGAAGGUGAAGGAUCUUGUCAACCAAAACGCAUCACUUAUGAUGUCUCUAAGUUGAUAAACUAUCCAGGCUUUAAUAUAUCCACUCCAAGUGGGAUCCCAGAUGAGUGGCAGAUAUUUGGUUCCAUCCCAAUGCAGCCGUCUCAACAGAAGGAUGUUUUUGCUAACUAUCUUUCUAAUAUUCAUGCGCCAAGUCCAAAAUUUAGCAAUAAAAGGGCUGCAUCUCAGUCAAGCUCUCAUCAUUCAAAACGACCAAAACAAGACAAUUUGAAGGUACCAGCAGCUGACAUGGACCUAGAUUCUGAUCCAGAAGCAUCACAAAGAUCUCAAAGUCGUAACAGCUUUCAGUUCCAACCUCCGCUCCCACCUGGACGUCCAUCGAUGUCAACUCCUCCUCCUUUACCCACAGGAACACCUCCACUAAGUAUUACAUCAGCUCAGCCUUCCACACCCACCCGCCCUCCUCUUCCUAGGACUACUCCACUGUUGACUCCUUCCAGUGAUAUUCCUCAGCCAAAAAUAGUGGACUCGGUUAUGGAUGAGGAUACUCUGACCUUGGAAGAGCUGGAGGAACAGCAGCGAUUAAUCUGGGCAGCAUUAGAGCAGGCAGAAAGCACAAACAGUGACUCUGAUAUUCCUGUUGAUACACCUUUAACUGGAAAUUCCGUUACAUCAUCACCAUCUAGGAACGAAGUAGAUGUUGUUGCAGAAGUAAGACCAUCUGAUAACGUGAUUACAGUGGAAACUAGGCUUUCUGACAUCGGUGAACAGACACCAGAAAAUGAACAUUCUAUAACCAGUCUUAAUCCAGGGGAUAGUUUACUGAAGGAAAAUCCUGAUAAUACAGAUUCUGAAGGCUUGCUGGAUAACACCAUGCCUGCUCCCAACCGUGAGGUUAAUAGUGGAGAAAAUACAGGUGGUAAUAAAGUGGUCACAAAGAUUGAAUCAUCUGCAAAAAACUCCAGUCUUGUUCCUGAUAUGAGCAAGUUUGCUGAAGGCAUAACACCAUUUGAAUUUGAAAAUAUGGCAGAAUCAACAGGUGUUUAUCUACGAAUAAGAAGCGUGUUAAAAAAUUCCCCAAGAAACCAGCAAAAGAAAAAGACUUAAUUUUACUGGUCUUCCUUUGUUUCAUAAUGUCCAAAUCCCUGCUUCCUUCUGUCUCCUUAAAUUUUACGAACUCGGAUAGCCUUCCUCAUCCUUUUGUGGGAAGGAGAAAAUCUUGACAAAUACAGCUCUGCCCCGUUUUUCCUUGGGACCGAAGUCAGUGCAGGGCUUCCAUGUUGACCAGGACCACCAAUGCGGCCAGAAAAUGUAUAGGAGCUUUCCCAAAUUGUAUCCUUCCACUAAGGAAUAACAGGACUGUUGAUUUGUUAAGAGCAAUUUCCUUGCCAAUACAUGAAACUGUAAAAAAAAAAAAAAAGAGUUUGUGGUUUCCUGUUCAUUACUUUGGCUAAAUUUAUAUUGUUUUCCAGUUUCAGGUGGAUUGGUGAUUUUUAAAAUAUCUGUCCUUUGUACAAUAGUCUAUACUUUAUACAUUUUGCUAAUUAUCCUGUAGAUAAGUUUAAUAUAUUCAGAAGGUUUUUAGAAAGGUCUAACAUUAAGAUUUCCCACAUCAAAAUCCUGACAAUUGGAUGAAAAUAAUCAGGGAUUACCAGCAUUAUUUUCACCAUUUCAAAUAUUUUUAUAAAUUAUUUAUGUGGGUCAAUUUUAAUUACCACUGUAUCUUUUGUAACAACAUCCUUCAUGUAAACUUGCUGUACAUACGUGUUCGUUGUUGUGUACAGAGGUUUAAUAAAUGAGUUUUUAUAUAAAGAA
Messenger RNA from Opisthocomus hoazin, 2639 nucleotides. The record is from RefSeq and is a predicted model, not a curated record. NCBI's taxonomy places the organism in Eukaryota, Metazoa, Chordata, Aves, Opisthocomiformes, Opisthocomidae.